Molecule: messenger RNA, 8136 nt
Organism: Mizuhopecten yessoensis (Yesso scallop)
Lineage: Eukaryota; Metazoa; Mollusca; Bivalvia; Pectinida; Pectinidae
Exons: 4
Coding region: 126-3221 (1031 amino acids)
Cellular component (GO): membrane
Molecular function (GO): protein binding
Source: RefSeq, a predicted model, not a curated record
UACAAGGUGAAGCAUUGACAUUUCAGUACAAUUUCUAUCUAAUCAGAGAUAGGAGGUGAUAAACAAUUCAAUAUUGACAUGGUGUAAUGGAUCGUGGCGGACGAUCGUCCUGACUAGCGGGGAAGAUGAAGACACCGUUAAUAGUGUGGAUUUUGUGGAUUUUAACAUCGUAUUUCGUGUGUGGAAUCGGUGCCAAUGCUAACCUGAACUGCUCUGACUACAAAGGCAACAUCAUCCAGGAUGGGAAGACAUUCCAGCCGACCAAGGACAUGUGUCAGACAUGUCAGUGUGACAACGGAUUCCCCAUCAUGUGUCAAUCUGUUAAGUGUGCCCCGCCAACGACGCCCUGUAACUGGAUACCACUCAUCGACCAGUGCUGCAAAUUUGAAUGUCCAGAAAAAGAUUUGACAGGAGGGGGAGAUAAUUCCAUCAACAGCACCAAACCUGUAGAUAAUGGGGUGGAUGAGGCAUCGUCAGACAGCAUCACCACACUGGGGCUUCGUCUGGUGGCCAGUACUGUCACAUCCUUCCUUGUGUUGGCUCUCCUGCUCUUCAUGGUUCACCGUCUACGCCAGCGUCGCCUCAUGAUGGCUAUGAGACGUUACCAAGACAGCCACCUAGAGCAAAUGGAUGAUUUUGACGAGAGAGUAAUCCCAGAGUACUGGCUUCAGUGUCCCCCAUACGAGGAUCCGCCACCUCCCUACACCCCUCCGAAGCCCGAUCAUCGAAUGCCCCCGAGGGAGGCACCCCCACCUUAUGAGGAAGUACCCAGCAACAAUAAUAACAUCAACAUGACUGACAUUAUCCAAAAUACACGACAACAUGGUCGUGUAGAGCAGGAAACGCCCCCUAAUGUCAGUCAUGUAAACCAUGUACGCCAGUCGUCUGACAGGAUACAGGAUGCCCUCAACACAGAGUUGUUACAGAGUAUACGCUUUCGUCAGCAACUGAUGUCUCUCAGCAGCUCGGAGGAGUCUGUGGAUUUAUCUGUACCCAAUCACAGGGCUCAUUACAUCCGCAAAUCAAACUCCACUGCCAAUACAGGGGGCCUAUGUAAUGGUAACAGGAACACUUCAGGGGCAGGUAACUCUGACCGGAGUAAACGUCACUCUGGCGUGCUGAGUGGAACCUGCAGGGUAGGUCAUAGUAACAGCUUUGCUGCCCCACCCUCCUUGCCCUGUGGGUAUGAUACUGUACCGUGGCACAAAACUGGAUACAGUCUUCCUCAAUCAUGUUCCAACACAGUUGUCACAAGGUCUAGGCAUGGAGGCCAGGAUCGCCCCAUCAGAAAGUCACAUUCGGGGUCAAGUAAUGUCAAACAAUGUUCACACAGAGGUGCAUUACAACAGGAACGAGGGUUACCUGAACCAGAAGAUAUGUGUAGAUUAGAGGAAAUGUCUUUGGAAUCCUACAAUAAUAACAAUUUAGGUACCAACACUAACAGGACGGCUGAUGGUGACUUGUUCAGUCAGCCAUCAGAACAACGAGUUGUUGCUGAUAUUACAGAUACAUUGGAAGGCUACGUUCCACCCUCCUUCCAGGAUCAGUCAGACAACAGAGGCACAGCUUCUUCUAAACGAAACAAGCCUCCCUCUCAUCACCAAAGAUAUGGUUCUCUCCCUUCCAACAUAUGCACUGACACGCAUAUGAGUGCCAGUCUUAGCGCAGGCCAUGUACGUAGUAGUUCACAGGACAGUGCUCAGACUGGAGCACAUGUAGAUCCAUGUCCUUUGUUACGCAGUAGUGAAAUGACAAUGCCUUCUAAUCGGUACAGUAGGGAUCAGUGUGAUAUUGUAGACAGAAAUGAACUGAUGACAUUUCGUUCACCUCGAAGGCCACAAAGUCUGGAGCAUCUUCGACAUCCUGGCCAUGCAUUUAAUGUACCAGACAUCUCAACAAUUUCUGAAUCUGGAUUGUCAGGAAAUGACAGCAUUUCCCAACAGCAACCUACGCAACAACAGCAGAAUUUACAGGACUUACAAGCACUUAGGGAACUAAGAUUAUCAAACUUAUUACGGAGCCCAGAGUGUGGUCCUGUCAAUAUUGCUAACUCACCUCCGUCACCUGUGCAGCCCCUGUCCAUUCAGGGUGCAGGCAUGCCUCGUUCAAGCUCCAUUGUGUCUGAUGUGUCAAUGUUUUCUGUGUGUUCAGAAACUGGAGAGAAAAAACUUUCCCAAAUCACUGGUCAAGCACUUAGGAGUGAUGCACAGUAUCCAGAAAAUGCUUUUGUAGGACGCCCGACACUUUCUGUGUUUUCAGGGGGAGACAAUUGUAUUUCAACAAAUAGGUUACCAAAGGCUAGUGAAAACGCUGCAAAUGGUAACAUUGAUAAUCAGAAUGGCAAUGAUCCGGAAAAUAGCAAAACUACGGUUGAUACGUGUGCAGGAAAUGAAUCAGGUUGUGAUAACAAUGACAGAGGUUUGGAUGUUGUUAAUCGAAGAAAAGACGAAAAACAGAAAUCUAGUAGGGAAAAUCGACUACCACACGUGAAAUUACGACACAAAAAUAAACACAGAACACAUAGGUCCUCAUCAGGUAGCACAUCUAGUGGUAAAAAACGACACUCGCUCACCUCUGAUUCACCUUCCGAGUCUGCUACCAGUGUACGACCUUUGCCAAGAUCAAGAUCUGAGGUCAAACAUACAGAGCAACUUUCUGCUCUGAGGAAGCAAUAUAGAACGAAAAAGGGGGAUCCCCAAUUUGUACACUGUGAUAUGAUGCCCCCUGCAGGGCACAGUCAUCAUUCUUUCCAUGGGGAACCUGAUUAUGUGACUUAUUCUCCAGGUGCCAAUAAUUGGGGUGAAGUUUCCGGGUUGUAUGCUGUUACUAGUAUUAUGGGCGAUGUGCGUCACUCAAAAUCAAAAUCAAAGUUGAGUGCUGCCAACAAAUCAGGAAGUGUAAGCAACAAACAACCAAACUCCCCAACUGAUGGAAGCUCUAGUCUGUUUUGUCCGACAAAUGUGGCAUUUGUAAAAAAGAAAGUGAAAUCAAGCAAGAGAGGUCGCCAUGGAAAUGCUGCUGAUCAAAGAUCACAGGAUAUCAAAAUCAGUGGCUACUCUCAAAACAAAAUCCUAAACAGUGAUUUAGACAUAGAGUUAUCUCCCAUGCAUGAACUCUCUGACAAAAGCACGAAAUUCAAAGAUAGCUGCAUUGUUGAUAAUAAAGACGGAGUGUUGUUGGAGUCUAGGUCCAAUAUGGAUAACAAUAAUUAUAGUAUGUAGUAGUGAUGUAUAAACCGACUGUUGUACAUCAUCCAGGAAGAGACACGACUAGGAGAUGUAUAGAUAUGAUUUUUUUCUCAGCAGUGUGUACUGGUUCAGUAAAGACUCAUUGUUCAGGACUGUUUUGUUUAAAAGAAUUAUCAGCUAAAAUCUGACAUUAGUAUGAUCAGAAGUAUCAUUAAAAACCAACUAAUUUCUAACUAUUGGCAUCUGGGAAAAUUAUUUUCUGGACAAUCAGAUGCCACAUUAAGAAAGUCUUUUCCACUCGAUAAGGAAAAUUUUCCCAAUCAUGAUUGUUAUUAUGUUUAGAAUGUCAUUCUGAAAUUUGUUGGCAUCUCCCCGUACUAAUUGAUGAGCUGUAUAUACCCAACCAGUCUUUGUUUGUCAUUGAAUCAGAAAUGUACAAUAAUGUCUGAUAUACUUUAAGAAAUCGUGAGCUUGUGAUCCAUUGGAUAACAUCAAGAACUUUUAAAGUUAUUCACUGGAGCUGUAAAGGAAUUUGUUUUUGUUUUUUUUGUCUUUGUCAAGUUCUCACAUUUUUAUGUGAGCAUUUGUCUAGUUUAAUCUCAUUUUGAAUCUCUUAAGAAAUUCUAUUAAUGCAUUUAUGCCUUAUUACACACAAAUUGAAAGUGUUCAAACAUUUAUAUUGGAUCUGAUUGGUUUAAACGCAGAAUAUUUCUUUUAAUACCUUAACAUACAAAUAAUAUAGAUUAAGGGGAGGAUGGUGAUAUGGGAAAACAUGUGCUGAUCAUAACUUGCUGGAAAGUUAAUAUUUCGAGACAUAUCUCUCAAAAUGUCUUUUUCACUGGCCAGGUAACAUCAGUGUUCACUGGCCAGGUAACAUCAGUGUUCACUGCACAACAUACUGCUUAACAUCAGAUGAAAAAAAUAAUAAUUCUUUUCAUAAAAAGGUUGAAACGGGAGAUGAACUUUACAUGCAGAACUUGAAAUCCUUAACACUGGAGUGGAAAUAUCUGUUUUAGUUGUUUCAUUUAAAUCCGAUGUAAAAUACAUAACAAGUCUGUGGCACAAUACAAACCAUAUGAGUGGGAAGUCUGUGGCACAAUACAAACCAUAUGAGUGGGAAGUCUGUGGCACAAUACAAACCAUAUGAGUGGGAAGUCUGUGGCACAAUACAAACCAUAUGAGUGGGAAGUCUGUGGCACAAUACAAACCAUAUGAGUGGGAAGUCUGUGGCACAAUACAAACCAUAUGAGUGGGAAGUCUGUGGCACAAUACAAACCAUAUGAGUGGGAAGUCCGUGGCACAAUACAAACCAUAUGAGUGGCAAGUCCGUUGCACAAUACAAACCAUAUGAGUGGCAAGUCUGUGGCACAAUACAAACCAUAUGAGUGGCAAGUCUGUGGCACAAUACAAACCAUAUGAGUGGGAAGUCUGUGGCACAAUACAAACCAUAUGAGUGGGAAGUCUGUGGCACAAUACAAACCAUAUGAGUGGGAAGUCUGUGGCACAAUACAAACCAUAUGAGUGGGAAGUCUGUGGCACAAUACAAACCAUAUGAGUGGGAAGUCUGUGGCACAAUACAAACCAUAUGAGUGGGAAGUCUGUGGCACAAUACAAACCAUAUGAGUGGGAAGUUUGUGGCACAAUACAAACUAUAUGAGUGGGAAGUCUGUGGCACAAUACAAACCAUAUGAGUGGCCAAUAAACUUUUAACACUUCUUCUGUAAUAUACCUAUUUUUUUAUGCACUAAAUUUUUAGAGCAUUAUCAAAUUUUGACAGUUUUGGUUAGUGCAUUAAUGAAUUGGCAAAAUAUGCAAUAGACAGCCAUAUACAGGAACUAAAAUUGAUACAAUCCUAAUUGAGUGCAAUAUUUUAAGUGUAAGAAGUGCUAAACUAAAACUAUCACUAAAAUUAAGUAUUUUUACUGUAAAUGAAAUGAAUGAACGACUUUGCAAAUAAUAUAUCGGAUCUCCUAAACGAGUCUGCUUACAGCUGUUGUAAGGGAGGUAACUAUUAAGAUUUACUAUCUUGCCAUUCUUUUCUUUAUCAAUUCACAAUUCAAGUGUUUACAGGAAAAUGUACUCUCAUUUUCUAUAAGUCAAGGAAAAUUGAUAAUCAAAAAUCAUUUUUUUUGCAGUACAAUGUUUUAUUGACUUAAGUAUUCAUACUGUUUUGCUCAAUGUCUGGAUGAACUUUCAUUGCUAGAUUUAAGCUGACAGUGCAAGUUAAAAAGCUUUCAAUUGAGAUUUAAAAAAAUAAAAUAUUUUUUUUAUUCUGGUUUUGAGAACUUCCCCAGUGACAAUCUCUCCUGGCUGACUAAGGAAGCGCAGACAUUUUAGAAUGUACUUGCUAAGUAACGAGUAUGGGUCUCGCUAGGUAUAAAAAGUGCAUUGUGACACUACUACUACUAGUAUACUAUACCCAAACUCAAAACCAGAGAGAGAAAAAAAUGUUUAAAUCUCAAUUGAAAGCUUUAUAACUUGCACUGUCAGCUUUAGGAACUGCAGGUUUCUGUAGAUAAAUAGAAGUUUAAAAACAUGAGGAUAUGAAAAAAUCUUAUAGUGACAAGAAAAUCAAAAAGUUCAGUGACACAAUGUAGUAAAACUUACAUGCUUCACAACAUAUACUUAAAUAACAGUUCAAAUGUAGCAGAUUUUUCAGACAACGGCCCAAGAAGCAAAAUAGAAAGUUCUGUUGUUUCUCUUAAUCGAGGUUCUGCUCUAGUGUUGAAACAUGUGCUCCUUCAAGUAAGCCCAAUUAUAUUGGUCAUUACUAACUUACUAAUGUCCCUGGAAGUGAGAAAAAUUGUGUGUGAUCUAUGGAGAAAUUAACAGUUUUGGAUGAAUCUGUAUGUAUUAAUAAUAUAAACUUUUCAUAUUUAACUAACUUAUUGUGAAGUGUAUAAAAAUAUUAAUAUUAACGUUAUACACUUUACAUAAUAACAGAUCUUAUUGUGUUAAGGUACAGAAGGAUAUAUUUAUGUGUUUGUUUUCAAUUUUACUUUCUGAUUUACAUUGAGUUACAAUGUUUUUGAGGAUGGAAAAUCGGUUGAGUAUUAUUUAACAGUUACUGUUGUGAUUUCAUGAUAAUGCGUUUUAUGCGGGGGAAUUUUAGACUACCCAUACUAUUCCUAGUAACAGAAAUAUUUGAAUCUUUUGGUUGUUUUGUGUUCGAGAUGAGAAGGUACAAUGUUAACAGUAUGUAAUAUUUAGUGACAUUAUACAUAUGUAUAUGAAGUAUGUAAACCUCAUUUCUAGUAAAGUAUUUGUUUUAUGUGUGGAAGAAAAUAUUUGUAACACAUGUCACUACAUGACAUUUUCAUCAGAUGGUUGAUUCUGAUAUGUUGGACAAAAUUUCUACCAUCUAUCUUAAACUUGGGGAAUCGUCUUACCUUUUAAGUGUGCAAAAUCUACACAGAUUUCCCUGAAUACUGGUGUCUUAAACUUCAUAUUUUACUACUUCUUACAAUGAGACUUAAUGUCACUUUACCAGCAACGUGAAGGACGGAAUCAUGUUGUCAGAAAAAACUGUCAGUUCAGUCCAGAUUAAUGAUGGUCAAACAGUGUUUCAGUAAAACACAGUAAAUGUCCAAGGAUCUCUUCAGAUCUUUCCUAAGUAAGCAUGUAGCAGACAUAACCAGCAUGUUGGGUGUCAGUAAAGUCAGGUUUCGCUGAAUAAUUUUUAGUUCAAAUGAUUUUAAAACACCAACUUAAUUGUCACAGAUGUACCCUUUUAAAAGGGGUUCCUUACAAGAUAACUUGUAAUAUAUAUUUUAUGAACCUUAUUGUGCAUUUUACAAUAGUAUAUACAGUAUUGACACUUUCAAAGAGCCCAUAAUUGAUUUAGUUGUUAAUAUAUUUAAGGGAGAUAACUUCUGCACAAAUUACUUCCUAAUACCGGUAUGUAAGGUAGGAUAUAUAUAUAUAUGCUUCAAAGUCAUAAUGUUUUGAGAAAAAAAAAGAUUCGCAUACAUUACAUCUAUAUACUUUAUAUCUGUGACUUGCUGCUGAAGAAUUAAACUCAUAGACAGGAACCUAGGAAUACGGUUUGCCCCUCCAGCUGACAGACUCCUGUCCAAUUACUUACUGGUACUGGGUUUAUAAUCAAUUGGAUACAAAAAUCAAUUAAAAGGUAAUGGAAAACAGUAUUAUCAGGCUUUGUUAACAGUAUCAUCAGGCAUUGUUAACAGUAUUUACAGUAAUAAUUAACAGUUUUACAGUAAGCGUUGAUAACGGUACAAGAAGUGAUGGUUUCUGGUAUUUUGGUGACAGUUGAAAGUCUGUAAUGAUGCAAGUCUGAUUGAUUAAUGUAAUUAACACAAAACCUGUACAACACCUGCUCUCUAAAAUAAUUUCUCUUGUCAAUACACUCUCCAUUUACUUGUUAAUGCCGAAAAAUAUGAUCUCAUGAAGGGUGAUGGAAAAACACACUCGACACCUAAUUAAUUUUGUAUGAAUGAGAAGUUGUCACCAAAUGAUGCAUGGUGGACAACAAUAUGUAUUUUAUGAUUGUAUUGUUUGCAUACAAAGUAUGUUGUCAUGUAUUAUCAUGAAAUCCUUCAUUUCUAAGUCAAAUUAUUUACUAAUAUUAAUUUCUACUGCUUACAAUGUUGUAAAGCUUGUAAUUUACAUGGUCCUGGAGACAUGUAUUGGUGUAGUGAUUUAUAGUUUUACAAUGUUGUGAAGCUGGUAAUUUACAUGGUCCUGGAGACAUGUAUCAAUGUAGUGAUUUAUAGUUUUUACAUGGUCCUGGAGACAUGUAUUGGUGUAGUGAUUUAUAGUUUUACAAUGUUGUGAAGCUGGUAAUUUACAUGGUCCUGGAGACAUGUAUCGGUGUAGUGAUUUAUAGUUCGAUGUUUGUAUAUCUGCCAAACCUUUUAACAUGUAUAUUAAAGCAAUCCAAACCAGACACUUGUUUGUUUUCUCCUUUCCAUGACACAAAACAGGAGAA